AUGCUAGCACGGAAAAGUAUCCUCACACUUGGCUACAAAGGGUCUACAUCUUUGAAGGCUUCGGCCAACAUCAUGAAAUUUCAGCAGAUUAGACAGUUGUCAGCAUCAGUCAAACCAGAGAUGAACUGGGUCGAGUUUUUCCGUUUAAGAAAACAAAAUAAAAUGUUGAAUACAGCAGCAUCGAUUUGUACUGCUGGAUUGACUGCAUUUGGAACGCUCGAGUAUUUGGGAAACAUUGAAAUUGAUAUCGAAAAGCCAAUCUUUGGUAUUGACCCAUUCAUGAUAUUGGGUGGAGCAGUUGUCCUUAGUGGUGCCGUGGGGUACUUGUUUGGCCCUUUCAUUGGGACUCCGUUGUUCAAUUUGACUCGCAGUGCUAUCUUGCCUCUGUUUAAGAACAAAGAAGAGCAGUUCUUACGCAGAAUCAAACGCUACCGAGUAGAUCCAUCUUCGCAGUCCUUCUCCAACCCUGUUCCAGAUUACUACGGUGAAAGGAUUUAUUCCUUGAAAACCUACAAGCAAUGGCUCAGGGAUUGCAAUGCCUACAAGAGAAAAGCGAAGGAAUUCAUCUAA
This is a messenger RNA of Candidozyma duobushaemuli, 570 nucleotides long. It is a transcript of the gene PAM17, whose product is annotated as Pam17p. The transcript has a single exon. Lineage: Eukaryota; Fungi; Ascomycota; Pichiomycetes; Serinales; Metschnikowiaceae. Gene Ontology annotation, biological process: protein import into mitochondrial matrix. The coding region runs from base 1 to 570 and encodes 189 amino acids. The record is from RefSeq and is a predicted model, not a curated record. Gene Ontology annotation, cellular component: PAM complex, Tim23 associated import motor.